Molecule: messenger RNA, 1282 nt
Organism: Notechis scutatus (mainland tiger snake)
Lineage: Eukaryota; Metazoa; Chordata; Lepidosauria; Squamata; Elapidae
Gene: DYNLT2
Product: dynein light chain Tctex-type 2
Biological process (GO): microtubule-based movement
Cellular component (GO): cytoplasm; cytoplasmic dynein complex
Molecular function (GO): dynein intermediate chain binding
Source: RefSeq, a predicted model, not a curated record
AGAUUGCGGAAAGACUGGUCCGCCGCGCAUUUACCUCAGCUCGGUUCUGGUUCUUGGGUUGCUUAGCUCGUGCUUACUGACGUCACGGGUAGAGACCAGCCUCGCGCCUCUGAAAGGCUGUACCUGACGGGUCCGUGUGUGGACGGUUGCUGCGCCAGUGAAUCACCGUCCGCUCCAGACAGUUGCCUAAAGGGAGGAGUUCCCAAUGGAUAAAGCCAAAAAAAAGCUGGGCGUCACUCCUUCCCACGCUGGCCAGGCAUGGGGAAGAAAACACAGCAAUAUAGACAAAGAUCAGCUCGGUCGGCCUUCAGUGUCAGGAAAACACAGAGCUUCAAGCUAUGACAUAUCAGGUAUGGACCCAGAUGAUGAAUCCGUCACAGAUUUUACAAAAAAUGAGCUCUUAGUAUUCAAGACUAGCUUUGCAAGACAGAAAUAUGGUAACACUUACAGGAUGGAACCUUAUAGAAAAUGUGAGGCUCAUAUAGUAAGGAAGAGAGCUGAAGAUAUUCUAAAGCAGAAACUUCAAGAUUUCAAAUAUAUUGGAAUCAAUGGUGCCCCCACUUGUACAGCUAUCUCAGAAGAUAUAUUAGCAGGUGUCAAGGAUCUGGGGUUUGAUCGUUACAAGUAUAUAGUUCAGUUAUUUCUUGUGCAAAAGACUGGUCAGUCAAUACAUAUUGCCAGCAGAUGGGUCUGGGAUGUUGCAAGAGACACUUGGGUCCAAGCACAAUAUGAAACUGAGAACUACAUUAUGGUGGCUCUAGUAGUUGCUUCCUAUUUUGAGUAAUUAAUAAAUUAAUUUUUGGACAUUUAUAUAGCUGCCUACUCACUCACAGCAACUCUAGAUGGCUUACAAACAGUAAGGAAACAUUGUAGCACUAUAUUGAGAUUUUUCUUGUUCUAUUUGCUCAAAUAAAUAUAUUUGCUUCAACCACACUACCACUGUAACACUUUUUGUGUAAAACAUUUAUGACAAAGUGAUACUCCUUGCUGCCUGUUGAGUAUUGAUAACCAAACAACUGGGCAUGCCUGUUACUGUCUACAGGUAGUCCUUGGUUAAAGAUGAUUCAUUCAGUGACCAACGUUAUGAUGGUGCUGAAAGAGUGUGGAUUACUAGUCUUGAAGUUCUUAAUUGUCCGGCAUCCCCAUGGUCACGAUUUCAAACUUGCAGCAUCUGUCAGUUAAGUAAUCAUAAUUAGUGACUUUCCCUGCCAGCUGAGUCCAGUUUAGGACUUUAUACAUAUCUGUAUACUGCUAAAACUCUUAUUAUCUGUUUGAUAAUUGA